Molecule: messenger RNA, 1755 nt
Organism: Paramecium pentaurelia
Lineage: Eukaryota; Ciliophora; Oligohymenophorea; Peniculida; Parameciidae
Source: the annotation of a GenBank genome assembly
AUGGGUAAUUAAACUUCUUAUGUAAAUGAAUAAGUGAUUUCAAUGGAUGGAAAAUUAGAAGAUAAUUUAGAAUGCAUUGGAUCAAAAUAACAUAAAUAUUUAGGAUUGAUUUAAUUAUGGAGGAGAGAUUCUAAAAGUAAACCAACAAUCUUUUCAAAAGUAUCAAUAUACCUAGUGUAAUAAGCAAUCACAUAGUGGAUAACGACAUGAUAUCAAUAUGAAUGAACAUAAUGAUAGAAAAAAAGUUAAUCAUCCAAAUAUUCUAUAAUAUUAUGGCUGCUAAUCUAAUUAUUUAACAUUUAAAGGUAAUAUCCUAUAAACUAAAUUCUUUUUUGAAUAUAUAUCAAAUACUUUAGAUAAUAUUAUCGAUUUUCAUAAAAAGAAUUGUAGUUAUCUAGAAGAAUCUGAAAUUUGGAAAGUAUUUUAUAUUAUCAUAUUAUUCAUUUAGAUAAUAUAAUAAAUAGUUUCUGCUUGUUCAUUUUUAUAAAAAUUAGAUUUAUUUCAUGGAGAUUUGAAUCCAUAAACAAUCUUUAUUGAUAAUUCAAAAUAAGUUAAAAUAUUGGUACUUGAAAUAAAUAACUAAAUAGUAUCAUAAUGCUUAUCCAGAAAUUAUUACAUCAUAUGCUAAAUUAUUAGCAUAUUAGGAUGCUAGUGUUUACAUAUCACCAUAAUAAUUAGAUUCUUUAGCAACCUAAUCAGUAACUCCUAAAGAUGACCCUUUAAAAACAGAUUCAUUUUAAUUUGGACUCACAUUAUUAGAAUUAAUGACUAUGACAUCAAGUAUUAUAUAAUUAUUUAUUAUGAGUCUUCGAAGAUUGUAUAGAUUAUUAAAGAAAAACUAUUUAUUAUAAAUCUAUUAUGGAUCUAUUAUCAUCAGCAAGAAAGAGAUAUUCUUAAUAAUUGAUUAAUUUAGUAUAAAGAUUGAUAACAUUUGAUGAAUAAUCAAGACCAACACUUUCUGAUAUCCUUUUUGAUACUAAUUUCUAAUAAUAAGGUAGUACUUUUUUACCUUAAUCUAAAAUAAGAAGAUAUACAUCACCUCCUAAAUAACCUGAAAGAACUAAUUCACCUCCACCUGAUAUGGGAUUUAGUAGCAAAUCUCCAGAUCAAAGAGAUUUAUCUAAUCAAUCAUUUUUUAGAACUCCUUUAUAAAGAAGUUAUUCUCCUAUUUUGGAUAGAUCUGCUAAAUAUCUAAGUCCUGCUUAAAGUAGAAAUACAACAGCCUUAAGUAUUUUUAAUAAGAGUCCAAACUAAUAAAAAAUAUUGAUUUAAAAUUCAACUCCAAUUAAAAAUGAAAGAGGAAGAAAACUUAAUACUGUUACUGAAAAUACUAGAAAUGUUUUGAUCAUAAGCAGAAGUCCAAUAUAAAAUUAAUCAAGAAAAACAUCAUUUUAAUAUAAUUCAAAUCAUCAAUCUUCUAUUAAAAUUGUUAAUCCUUAAUAAUAUGUUAACUUUUAGUCUCCAUAUUAAUAAAAAUUUUAUUAGGAAUCAAUUAAUUAGAAAUAAAUAAAUCCUUAACAACAGUUUUCUUAGACUCUCUAACAUUUUGUAUAACCUUAUCACAACAAUUAAGAAAACUUUAAUAAUACUUUAAAAAAACCUGAAUCUAAACACUUUUCCCAACAUUAAGAAGCCUAAUUACAUAGCAUACAAUAAUAAUAGACUCAAUUAGUAAAUCCACUUGGUAAAACACCAUAAAAAGUGCCAUCAAAAGGUAUUAAUUUACUAUCCCCACUUUAAAGUAAUAAUAAAUGA